AAAGAAAAAAGAAAAAAAAAAAACAAGAGCAGGUCGUUGCGAACGAACACACACUGCACAAGAAAAAAGACACAGGGCAGGGGAGGACGAAAAGAGCAGAGUAUCGAGGAUGGAGGGUUGGGUUUGCUCAUGCACUGUGCUGCUUUGUUUACUCCACUGAUGUUGUUACGUCCCCAUCUCAACUAAUUGCUGUCCCUUGCCUCGCCUUUCGCUCCCACACAAAUACCUGCCUAGGUACUUCAGCGUCGCCCUCGAUAUCAGGAUCACCUCCAAAGAAGGACCACCAUCACUAUCAUCAUCUCCAUCAUCAUCAUCGUCAUCACCAUCGCCACUUGAAGCACCAUGAACGUCAACGCACCGCUUCGGGGAGGGCAGGAGAGAGUGGCGUUAUGAAUGUGAAGAGUCGUUGGAAGAGCGAAUAUCUCAGGGUCACGAGCUCCUCGCCUCCGGGGUCGAUUAUCAGCACCAUUUCUGAAACCAUGCCCGAGAUCCUGCCGGAGAUUUUGUCGGAGGACACGACGGCAAUUUUGAACGAAAAAGCACAUAGUAGUGAUGGCACCAGCAAGUAUAAGGGUGCGACGAUUGGCGAUGCGUUGGCAGAGAACGCAAUGACAACAACCGUUAGCAUCGCCACGGUGGAGGUAUCGCCCUCAAUAUCCAGCACUGCAGCAACAACAGCAGGAAUAGAUGAAGAGCAGAAGGGAGAGCUUGCUGUGGUACAAAAGGAAUUGACGCCUGUGCCAAGAGAUACCGAAACCCUUGCUGCAACUGCGUCUGCACCUGCAGUUACAGCCGCCACGGUUGUCGCUGUUGCCAUGGAAGAAGACACCCCAGAUCCGGUGGAGCAGGACCUUCUCUCGAAAUUGGAGGAAUUGAGAAAGGAGAAGAGUCGACUCUUCUCACUCUUCCGGGCGGUUUUACAAAAGAAGGAGAAGGAGGCGCCUAGACCAUCGCCCGCGCCUGCAGAAUCAUCACCGCAGCCUCAGGAGGGUACUGGAGUAACACCGACUGAGAAGCAAGAAGAGCAGCAACAGAAGCCAGUCGUUACCAAUGGAAUCGAACCUGCUGCACCCUCGGCGCCAUACCCACAGGGGACGGUGGCAAGUGGGAUGGCGGUGCUCGCGGAUGUAAAGGAAGAGACAAGGAGACCGGCGAAUGUGAGACGGCCUUCUGAGCAUGAUCAUAACAAGAGGACAGAACCGACAAGGGCAACUGUGAAGAGACGCGAGCACGAGCGUCUGAUUGACCGGUCAAAGCUAAACCUGGAAAUUCCACGGAAACCGAGCACUUCAUCUUUAUCGUCGAGUUCGACGGCGUCAACACCUACGCCGACCAGCACAGCCUUUGCGCUCUUUCAGUCAUCCUCCUCCUCAUCGUCCGCGAUGGCCCACAAAGGAAAACGGCAGCGCAGUAUCACACCAACAUUCGGAAACGGAUCUACUUCAUCAUCAAGUCGAGGAGCAUCGGGUGCUGGUUCGUUCGGUUCUGGAACAGCAAUGAUGCAUGGGGACUCAUUCCCUUCGAAUAAGUAUCCGCGGGCGGAUUACAUGGGAUCCCAUAGUCGAAAUCACAGCAGCAACAGUAAUAUUAGCAGCAGCCAUGUCCACAAUAAUGGAUUACCGGAGAAACCCCAAGUCCGUCAGCUUCACUCCUCGACAUCUUCGUCGUCAUCGUCCAGGAGCAUAAGUUCAGAUGGGUACCAUCAUCACCAUUAUCAUCAUCAUGCGGAAGAUGCGUAUCAUCGGAAUAAGACCGGUGGAGGUGGGCCGUCGUCUUCGUUCUCGAACGUCAAUAGCAGUGGCAGCAAUGGUGCGGGCGGCGGAUCCUAUCGACAGAAUGUACCACAUCCUCCUCCCCCGUCAAUGGGAUAUCAUCCGCCCCCGACUAGAAUCGGGUUCGGGAACAGUAGCGGAGGCAACAGUAGUAUCAGCAGUGCUGGCAGUGGUGGGGGCAGUCGAAGCGGAUAUUAUGGACAUGGCGAUGGAGGAGGAGCGAAUUCAUCGAGCGGCAGUGGGCUGGGCAUUUCAAAACUGGGCCACCAUCCACCUCCUCCAUCGGCGCGUCCACUACCGUUUAAUAGGAGUAUGAUGCAGAUGCCACACGCGCGAGGGAUAAUGAUGAGUCGUGGAGGGUUUGGUUCAGGAGUCGGUCGGGGUGGUGGAGGCGGUGGAGGCGGUGGAGGAGGAGUACCGCCAGAGAGACCCAUGGCAUCGUCGGGUAGACCGGGCGAUUGGGUCCGGAGACGGAGCAAUCGUGCGUGAUAUCGGGUUAUACACGCCGCCUGGAGAGUUUCUUACUCGCCUCUUCUGUUUUCUUUCAUUCUUUGAUGGUCCUUCUUCCCCCAGAGUUUGACAUGUAGCUAAGCAUCCUACCCUUGUCAUCAUCCUCAUCCCCAUUGUACAUAUCCCGCCAUUCACUUUUAUAUUUAUUUCACUAGUAACGAUAAUUUAAAUACACAGUAAUGAUCAGAAAGGCGAA
Messenger RNA from Gamsiella multidivaricata, 2478 nucleotides. RefSeq lists its product as uncharacterized. Lineage: Eukaryota; Fungi; Mortierellomycota; Mortierellomycetes; Mortierellales; Mortierellaceae. The record is from RefSeq and is a predicted model, not a curated record. The coding region runs from base 390 to 2261 and encodes 623 amino acids. The transcript has 2 exons.